AUUAGAAAGCCAAAAGACUUAUACAAAAAGAGAGAGAGAGAGAUAAGAUCACAAUGAGACGGCAACCACCACGUCCACGUCACUCACCACCGCAAUCUCACUCUUCUCCGUCGUCUUCUUCGUCGGAAUUCGAGUUCAACGUCUCGAUCUCUCCUCGGAAAGCUUCUUCUUCGCUUUGUCCCGCCGAUGAGCUCUUUUACAAAGGUCAGCUUCUCCCUCUUCAGCUCUCUCCUCGUCUCUCUCUUGUCCGUACGCUCUGUUCCUCUUCUUCCUCUGAGUACACUUCUUCUUCCUCCUCCUCCUCCUCCGCCGCAACCUCCGCCGCACGUGACUCAACUGAGUCUAACUCCUCCACUGAUUCCACCGCUUCUUUCCCUCUCCUCCACCCUCCUCCGCUUGAUUGCUGUGAGUCUUCUCGUCCUAGCUCUGUAACCGACGAUGAAGACUUCUUCUUUAAACCUCCAAAGAACAAAUCUUACGGUGGAGGUUUCUCUCUUUCAAGAUUCUCCUCUGUUUUCAAGAAAGAUACCAAAACCAAUCUCCACCACUCCUCCUCCUCCUCCGCCGCAGCACCCACAUCAACCGCCGCAGCUCCGUCGUCGGUUAAACGAAUGAGCUCCACCGCGAAAGAAGUUAUACGCAAAUACAUGAAAAAGGUCAAACCUUUAUACGACAAGUUCUCUCAAAAACAGAGCACCACCGUUAUAAAAACAGAGCCAUCAACAACAUCUCUCAAAGAUUCCGGCAACAACAUACCUAAAACCACCAUCACCACCACCACCGCCUCCGCCGCACCAACCGGCGUCUCCUCCAGCGGAGGCUUAUCAAUCUCAUUCUCAGGAAACCUAAUGAAAUACACUAAACGAGGACGAUGCGCGGCGAGCUGUCCAUCGUCGAUGAGGUCAUCUCCGAGUCACUCCGGCGUACUGACACGUGGCGGUUUCCCGGUACAUCAAGGAGGUAGCAGCAGCAGCAGCAACAGCAACAGCAGCAGUGUGUCUUCUUCAAUGGAAGAGUUACAAAGUGCUAUACAAGGAGCUAUCGCUCAUUGCAAGAACUCAAUGUUGCAGAAGAGUUUGGUUAGUAGUCUCGAGAUCUAGCUUAUAUCUUUUGGAUCCAUUUUUAUCAUGUUUUUAUUUAUUUCUCAUAUGUCUUGAUUUUUCUAGUCGUUUUUUAAAGAUUUGAUCUACAACUCUUUUGUCUUAGUGCGAUGAUCUAAACAUUCGAUUUAAUUUAAACGAUGUUAUUGGUUGUUUUAUA
This is a messenger RNA of Capsella rubella, 1260 nucleotides long. Its product is annotated as probable membrane-associated kinase regulator 1. Gene Ontology annotation, cellular component: plasma membrane. The transcript has a single exon. The coding region runs from base 54 to 1100 and encodes 348 amino acids. NCBI's taxonomy places the organism in Eukaryota, Viridiplantae, Streptophyta, Magnoliopsida, Brassicales, Brassicaceae. The record is from RefSeq and is a predicted model, not a curated record. Gene Ontology annotation, molecular function: kinase inhibitor activity.